Molecule: messenger RNA, 1857 nt
Organism: Clavispora lusitaniae ATCC 42720
Lineage: Eukaryota; Fungi; Ascomycota; Pichiomycetes; Serinales; Metschnikowiaceae
Gene: CTA8
Product: stress-responsive transcription factor
Biological process (GO): regulation of DNA-templated transcription
Molecular function (GO): DNA-binding transcription factor activity; sequence-specific DNA binding
Source: RefSeq, a predicted model, not a curated record
AUGUCAAAUUUAACCGAUUUGGAUCCAUCGCCUGGUGAUGGCGAUAUUCAUGUUAUCAAUCGUGCUCAUCAGUUUCCGAAUGAAGAUAGCGCCCCUCAUACCGAAAAUGCCGAUACACCCAACUUCAUCCACUCUUUAGAUUUACCCCCAUCCCUUUCCGCUUCCAAUAAUCUCUUUGAUGAGUUUAACACCCAUGAAAAUCAAGAACAAAACUCAAGACAAGAUAUCCCAAACUCCACUGAGUACAAUCCUAAUUUGACCGAUAUUCAUAAUAAUCCAUCCGAUGAUUCAGAGAAACCUUUAACCAGCGCGCUAACGAGGUUUCCUAGCAAUCUUCCACCUCUUCCACCUCUCUCAGAAUCCAUAAUUGCCAAGGAUAUUCCAUUACCGUCAAACCCAAUUCUACCAGAGUAUGUUUCCAAUGGAGUUAUGAAUUCUAAUAGACCUCAGGCAUUAUUGGGUAGUAUACAAAAGAAGAAAAAGGAACAGCAGGGACCAAAGACAAGGCCUGCUUUUGUCAUGAAGAUUUGGUCUAUGGUGAAUGACAACGCUAAUCAUGAAUACAUCCGCUGGAACGAAGACGGCGAGUCCUUCCAAGUGGUACACAGAGAGGAAUUUAUGAAGAAGAUUUUACCAAAGUAUUUCAAACACAAUAAUUUUGCUUCUUUUGUGCGACAGUUGAAUAUGUACGGUUGGCAUAAAGUUCAAGAUAUCAAUAGUGGAUCGUUGAAAGAAGAAAGAGGCCAAGAAGAAAUUUUGCAGUUCAAGAAUCCGUACUUUAUCAAAGGCCGUGAAGAUCUCCUUGAUAAUAUUGUGCGUAACAAGGCAGGAAACCAGGAAAACGAGUCUUUAGACUUGAGUAAUAUCAAUUUCCAACUCAUUAUCAAUGAACUUGACCAAAUAAAGCUCAAUCAAAUGGCCAUAAUAGAAGACAUGAGACGAAUGAGAAGUGAUAACCAAACCUUAUGGAAUGAAAGCUUUGCCACCCGUGAGCGCCAUCAAAAGCAAGCACAGACACUUGAUAAGAUUAUGAAAUUCCUUGCAGCUGUGUAUGGAAAUACUGCUGGUAAAAUUUUUGAAGUAGAGAAUGGUCCAUUGGAUCUGAACUACAACAAUCAUGUUUCAGCUUACACGAAUCCUCCUAAGCAGAAUUUUUCUUCUCCUGCUCAAUCACCUCAAACUUACUCGCAACCUGCUCCUAUACUGAAGCCUAGGUUGAUGUUGAUGGAUCAGGCAUACCAGAAGACACCAACCUCGGAUACGAAAUCACCAUCCAUUUCCACUGCAAGAGAUAGCUCAGUAGAGGAAAUCAUCAGAAAUAAUGGUAAUUUUCAACCUGCUCCUAAUGACCCAACAACAAACGUGAACAAGAUUUAUCAACAAAUAAUGAACCACGAGCCUUCAGCUCCAUCUCCACGCCACUUUUUCCCCGAGUUAAACAGUCCAUAUCCUGUGUCCCCAGGUCCACAAUUUUUGAGGAUGCCCACUCCUACGCAAGAGCAACACACCGAUACUCUUCAGGGCCUCGAACAAAAUAUUUACAAACAGGGACAAGCGUUGCUGCAAGUUCAGGACUGGAUCCAGACUUUGGCCAAUAGGCAGCAGCAACAGCAACAGCAAUUGCAACAGAGAAGAAGCCCUACAAUGCCCUCGCAGGAAACUGACCUUGACGAUUUUGAUGUGAACGAGUUUUUGAACAACAAUUCAGUCAAUCCGUCUACUCCAAGUCAGAGUUAUAACCUGACUAAUGAUGUUGCUGUACCCGAUGAUUAUCAACCGGAAAACCACGGCAAGCGCGUGAUCGAGGAGGUACAAGACAAUAAAGAGGGCAGGCAGAGAAAGAGAACCCGUAAGUAA